AUGGCGGAGCUCGAUCCUACUGGUUCGGCAAGUACAGUCUCAUUGCUCGUCAUGCAUCUCCUCUUCCACGUCGCUGACAUGUCUGAUGCAUGUCAAUGGGCGUCUCGGGCUCGUUCCAACUUGUCGGCGGGAACCAACCCUAUUCCUCUCGAUGAAAGCGAUGGAUUGGACGAUUUAGAAUGGUUCGACGCAACUUUAUCGCAAACAUCAGAUUAUGGCGCCGGAUUAGCUCCCGCUACGCAUUCCUGGCGGGCCAACUGGGUUGAAGUGAACUUCGCAAUGGACUUCCUCAAUCCUGCAGCCAUGUGGGGACGCUCUCUGGGCAAAUAUCAGCAUGGCACAAGUGAGAAGCUAGCUAUCGUCACUUUCUUGCCUUCUUCCGUAUCUGGCAUCCUAGCAAGCCCAUAA
Parastagonospora nodorum SN15 is the source of this 408-nucleotide messenger RNA. RefSeq lists its product as hypothetical. The transcript is spliced from 2 exons. The record is from RefSeq and is a predicted model, not a curated record. Lineage: Eukaryota; Fungi; Ascomycota; Dothideomycetes; Pleosporales; Phaeosphaeriaceae. Bases 1 to 408 code for a protein of 135 amino acids.